AUGAACAAUGGGUCGAAUUUUGUGCACGUCCUCAGUCGCCAUUGUGAGGUCCAUCAGAUGAUUGGGAACUACAUGUGGGACCCCACCACCAACAAGUCAUUUGACAUUGGUGUCAACAAAGACAGCCUGAUGCCUCUCUGGUGGAAUGGAUCAGAACCUCUGUGGGUCACUCUGACCAAGGCCAAAAGGAAGGUCUACAUGUACUACUGGCCAGGCUGUGAGGUUGAGAUUCUUGGGGUCAGACCUACUUACUGCCUAGAAUAUAAAAACGUCCCAACGGAUAUCAAUUUUGCCAAUGCAGUCAGCGAUGCUCUUGACUCCCUCAAGAGUGGCCGGGCAGACGUGGCAGCCAUAUACCAUGAGCGCAUCGAUGUGGAAGGCCACCACUAUGGCCCUUCGUCGCCUCAGCGGAAAGACGCCCUGAAAGCCGUGGACACCGUCCUGAAGUACAUGACCAAGUGGAUCCAGGAGCGGGAGCUGCAGGACCACCUCAAUGUCAUCAUCUUCUCAGAUCAUGGAAUGACUGACAUUUUCUGGAUGGACAAAGUGAUUGAGCUGAAUAAGUACAUCAGCCUGAACGACCUGCAGCAAGUGAAGGACCGAGGACCUGUCGUGAGCCUCUGGCCAGCCCCUGGGAAACACUCUGAGAUAUAUAACAAACUGAGAACAGUGGAACACAUGACCAUCUACGAGAAAGAAGCCAUACCAAGCAGGUUCUAUUACAAGAAAGGGAAAUUUGUCUCUCCUUUGACCCUAGUGGCUGAUGAAGGAUGGUUCAUAACUGAGAAUCAAGAGACACUUCCUUUUUGGAUGAACAGCACCGGCAAGAGGGAAGGUUGGCAGCACGGUUGGCACGGCUAUGACAACGAGCUCAUGGACAUGAGGGGCAUCUUCCUGGCCUUCGGACCCGAUUUCAAAUCCAACUUCAGAGCUGCUCCAAUCAGGUCCGUGGAUGUCUACAAUGUCAUGUGCAACGUGACAAGCAUCGCUCCCCUGCCCAACAAUGGCUCCUGGUCCAGGGUGAUGUGUAUGCUGAAGGACCAGGACAGCUCGGCUCCGUGCAUCCGACCGAGCAGCUGUGUUCUGGUCUUGAUUCUCCUCCUACUGUUUGCAUAGAUGUUGCUAUUGUUGUCCCCAAACACUCAGCCAAAUGUGCCUCCAUGGUGGGAUGGUUUUCAUUUUCUAUUCGAAUAAUAGCUUCAUUAAUACAAUCAAGGCCACAAAAAUUGUAAAUAUAAUUCUUGGAUGAUUCCAUACAGAAAAAAAAAAUUUUAAUUUCCUUAAAAAAAAAAAACAUUUUAAACUUCUUUAAAAAAAAACAAACACCAAAAACCCCAAGCUUUAUUUCUUCUGGAGGUAAGGAAAACCCUAGCUUUUCAUUGGUUCAACUAUAUGUCAUUUUCUGCAUUGUUUGCGUGCAGUUACUCAGAUGAACUGUCUGAGUAAGAGCUCACCCCUGGGGCAAACAGACUUUGAGUGGAUAUUGCAUGGAGUCUUGGGCCCCUCUGUGUCCUGCCUUGCACAAAGCAGGCCCUUGUCUGUGUCCGGUCCACACCCAGGAGCCAUCCUUGGGGUUUAUGGCCACAAUCUUGUACUGCUCCUUCCAUCCCAGAAAAAAGAAGUCCACGUAAAAGCAAUAGCUGUCUUCUGUUUUGGGGCUCAUGGAGUCUUUUUCAUUUUAUACCAAGCCCCAGAAAGGUCGUAUCUUAGCUUGGCUCACCAAUCAAAAGUACCAAGGAUUGAAGAACUCAUAGAACAAGGUGAAAGAUGUGGGUGCCCUCCCGAACUCUUGAGUGCACAAAAAUGUCUCCCUUGCCUUGAGGAGCAGAAAAGCUUGCGGCAGACCCAGGCUUCUGUGAGACUUAGCACAGUCUGUCACAACAUGGAAGCUUGCACAUGGUGGACCCUAUAUGUGUGGGUGGACUAAUGGAUUCCCCGCCACGCUUUGGAUCCCCAGACAGAGUAUAGGCUAUAGCAAUACCUGACAUAUCAUUACAGGCUGAUACAUCUUGCUGAUGACUUGUGGACAUGUUUGCAGAAAUCUCAGUUCACUGCUUGGAAUGGUAGCACAUUAAGUUCUAUGCACCAGUAGUCUUGGAGCAAGGCUUGUGGAAUAACACCAGCAGAGUGUAUCCUGAGGGACCCAGAAGCCCAAGGAAAAUGGUGGGGGUGGGGGUGGGGUGGGGAAUGGAGAGAACAUGAUGGAACUGAAUCCCGAACCAAUUAGCCAUUUGAUUAGGAAACGGUUUGGUCAAAGUGCCACCUCAGGGACCUAAGUUGUUUGGAAGCCCCUACGAAGAGCCGCUGAGCCCGAGCUGAAAUGUUUUCAGUUUAGUCAUCUAGAUUUGCUGUAGGAAAUCUUGUUGUGAAACAAAACAUAACUGCAUGUUUAAAUGAUCAGAGUCACACAGACAUAUCAUUGCGUUAACAGUGAGUUUGCACUGAAUGGGGCACAUCUGUAAAAGAGACUUUCUGUCAGGAAGAGAUAGCACAUCAGGUCUCCAAAGGAUGAUGAAGCCCUUUUAUAGCGUUUGCCUUGAGAAAUGAGCAUCAACACUCACCCCGAUUCAAGAGGGUUGGGAACAUCUCCAUGCCUUGAAUCAUGAGAGCAAAAGAUCACCACUUAAAAAAUACGUAUACCAAAUCUGUCAUCACAAAAGAUUUCUAAGGAUUCAUGUAAUGUGUUUUAAAAGUGCCAGCAAGCCAUCGAAUCAAUUAGAAGAAGGCAAAUCGGCCUUUGCUAUUUGGCUGAAAGCAAACUGGUGCUCUCAGAACAUUGGGCAGUGGCUGUUGAAACAGGCAUCCGUUGUUCAAAGUGUCCUUUGUCCGGAAAGGACAGUGUGGAGCUCACCUUCUUUCCUAAAAUAAUGCAUACGUUUUAGUGGCUUAAUUAUUUGGCUAGAAUUUUUUUCCCUUUGAUUUUUAUUUUAAAGUUACAUUAUUUUCCCCAGGAAAUUUUUCUCUAAAUGUGUUCUAUUCCUUUGGAGUAAAAUCUCGUACAUAUAGACACCUUUUCUCCUGGAUUAUGUUGCUACUUCACUGCUAAUUCCAGGGGGAAGAUAAUUGGAUUGACCUGCAAAUACUGAAGAUAAACCAAACAAAUGAUCCUUACAUUAAAGAUGAGAUGAAUGGCUACUUUCCCUGCCCAAUGUCUAAUCUCCAGAGCCCAAUUCAAUUAAGUUCUGAAGACCUAAGCAUAAAUUAGAACAGGCCCAGGGACUUCUUUCUAGCCUUGAAGAGUCCUGAUUAUAGAGCCCCAACUCUACUUUUAAAGAGAACUUGGAAAUCCACAUCAAUCUGAGUUCAGUCACUGACGGCCAUUUGCAAACUUCCUGGGAUUGUAAGCAUCAUCUGGCCUGCUUCCAGAGAUGUAGGUUUGGAGGAUCUGGGUGGGACCUCAGACAGCACUUGUAGGUUUGGGUUUGCUCUAUGGAGAGAAAGGUUCUGGUUAGACCUUGGUAGACCUGGGUCUUCUGACAGCAAUUUCAUAAUCCUCCAGUUUCUCCAGAGGCCAUUGGACUGGUAUCGACUACUGGUCCCAGCUGGGUCAAGCUUCCAGCCCUCUCUAAACCAAAGCAGAUUCGCAAGCCUCAGGGAUGGAGAGAGGCACCGAGAGGGGCAUUAUUUUAGGAAAAAGUGUUUUCUCCAUUUAGUGUCUGAAUUUUCUUUAUUAUUUACCAAUAUUCAUGAUUCCAAAAGUAUCUUACUCUCAUUCACCUAUUUAAGAUUAUUUAUUAGCUACACUCUGUCUAUACUCCGUUCCCGUGAGUCUAGGAUUCCCAAGAGCGCUAUCAAACAAACUCAUUGUUGAAGACAUAGGCCUAUUUUAUGGAUUUUCUAAAAAAAAGGUUUUUUUUGCAUUUCUGUAAAUAUCAAAGGACUUCCAAAUGUGAUUGUGUGUUUAAUCUUUUUAAACAAUUUUUGAUAGACCAAAGUCAGCUCUUGUAAACUACUUGCUAGAAGGAAGGGAGGUGGUAGUCUUGGUAGACUGGUUCUAAAACAUGUGAAACUUGGUCUCAGGUGUAUGCUAUGAAAAAUAGACUUGUGUGUGUUGCUUGGAAAUCAUAAGAUAGCACCUAGUACAGUGCUUCAAAUGUUUAAUAAAUGUUCCAUAAAUAUGUGCUGAAUAAAAAAAUAAAUCUCAUAAAGGAGAUCUGCUUACACUUCAGAUAUUCUCUUUGUCUAUAGUUCCACAAAUUAAAAGAAUGAUUCAUUUUUGA
This is a messenger RNA of Leptonychotes weddellii (Weddell seal), 4220 nucleotides long. The record is from RefSeq and is a predicted model, not a curated record. Lineage: Eukaryota; Metazoa; Chordata; Mammalia; Carnivora; Phocidae.